CCUUUUGGUUUUUCUUUUUCCGCUGUUUGCAUUCGCAUGUCAACCAGUUAAUCACACAGAGCUGCCAUCGCCUGAACUCAAUAAUGAAACCUAAUCCGACCGACGUGUGGCGACCGCGCUGCCCUCGUCGUGUGUGUGGUAGGCCCAAGUUGCGGCGGUGACUUGUGCGUUGGAUAGAGGUCUUGUUGACGCACAAAGGUUUGUAGACUUUGGCUUCGCCGAUGUGAAUCUUAGUUGGGGUUGAAGGUCAACGACUCACGUGCACUGUGACUAGAUUAUAAACCUUUGCUUUGUUAUCACGAGGAAGCACGGGCACAAUUUUCAUUGAGGCAUCACUGUGACCGGUAGUAGAUCUGUCGCUGCUCGGUACCACAAUUAGUCAGUAAAAAAGUUUUGAGUUCGAGGGAUCACUGAAAUCGCCGACAGACAACGGAAUUUAGUUACCAUUAGCAGAGCAGUGCGGCGGAAUGCGUACCGAGAAAUCGCCUCUUGUCCAGGCCGAGACACCUUCGUCAGUCACGCCAUCCGUAAAUUCAGUUAAUUCAAAGCAUGCCGAGUGGGUACCAGAACCUUCGCUACCCGCUUCGGAUGCCGCCACGCAGUCGCGGCGCCGUCACUGGAAGAACGUCCUUACCAUCUGCCUAGCCUGGCUGUUUAAUUUCACCGCCGUGGCGUCGUUCCAGAACCUACAGAGCAGUUUGAACCCCCAGGAGGGUCUGGGCGUGGCCUCCAUCGCUGCUCUUUACGCCGGCAGUAUCGUCUCUGGCUUCUACGCCCCCUUGGUCGUGAAGGCCCUUGGCCCUAAACGGACCAUCCUCCUCUGCAUGAGCUGUUACAGCGUCUACACGGCGAGUAAUUUCUACCCGCGAUUCUACACUCUCAUCCCGGCGGGGACUUUGAUGGGGCUGGUGUCUAAUCCCAUGUGGACCUCGGAGGGCACCUACCUCGCCACGUCUGCGGCCAGCUACGCCAGCCUGGCCGGUCUGCCGACCGAAGUCGUCAUCAACCGGUUCAACGGCAUCUUCUACUUCUUCUUCCAGAGCGCCCAGAUCAGCGGGAAUCUCAUCGCGUCCCUGGUCCUGUACCCCAACACCACGGGGAUGUUGCCGGACGCCAACCUGUCCCAGUACUGCGGCGUCCACUCCUGCGGCGCCUUCGUCGAUCCGGCCGGCCCACCGCCCAGACCGGCCCAGACCACGCUGUACACCCUCUUCUCCGUCUACCUCGCCUGCAACGUCGUCGGCGUGGUCCUUAUCUUGAUCUUUCUGGACCGGUUGGACGCGAGCGCCGCUCUGACCCAGUCAGGCUCGGCUUGCGGCAGGAUGACUGCCACUCUCCGCCUGGCGUUGAAGGACCGACGGAUGCUCUUGUUCCUUCCGCUGAUGAUCUACAGCGGAGUUCAGAAAGGGUUCAUAGCGGACGACUUCACAAAGGCCUUUGUGACUUGCACUCAAGGCAUCCACUACGUGGGUUUCGUCAUGAUGACGUACGGCGUCACGGACGCCUUGUGCUGCCUGGUGCUGACGCGGCUCCAGAGGUACGUGGGCAGGGUCAUGCUCUUCACAGCUGGGGCGUGCGCCGACUUGGUCUUCGUUUCUGUGAUGUGGUUCGUCUGGCCCCCACAGCACCACAACCUCUGGGCGCUGUUCCUCGCAGCCGGCGUCUGGGGAUUCGGGGACUCGGUGUGGCAGACGCAGAUUGCGUCCUUGCUGGGCGUCACAUUCACCGAGAAUCUAGCUCCUGCCUACGCGAAUUUUCGCCUCUGCCAGGCCGUGGGGAACGGCGUCAUGUUUGCCGUGUCUACCUCACCGUCUGUCUGCGUCCAUCACAAGAUCGUCGGACUGGCGGGUCUCCUGGUCGUGUCGCUGGUCUUCUACUAUGCAUUGGAAUGCAUGAUCAGGUGGAGCAAGGAAGAGGGUCCGCCCGAGGAAAUAGUGAAAUAAUGUGCAUCUCUGCAACAGUUGAUUUGAAUUCGUCAUUAAUUUUACGAUAGAAGAAAUGUGGGCACAUGAAAUCGAGCUUUGGUCUUGCAGUCUCGAGUACUUAUAGAAAGACCAUCAUUACGGUGCUCGUGUAGGGGAACAGGGUUUUAAAGAUGGGCGGCAUUUGAGUAAGCGAUACCCCCGCGCAGUUUACGGUAACGCUUGGGCACAGGCUCACCAGGUGCACGUGCCUUCCGUGGCGCCUGCGCCUGUGCA
This is a messenger RNA of Acanthaster planci (crown-of-thorns starfish), 2198 nucleotides long. RefSeq names its product N-acetylglucosamine transporter UNC93A-like. The record is from RefSeq and is a predicted model, not a curated record. Lineage: Eukaryota; Metazoa; Echinodermata; Asteroidea; Valvatida; Acanthasteridae.